GGCAGGGCGCUUCGCGGGCGCUCCAGGCGCGCUGACGGGCGUCCCGUUUGUGCCCAGGUGAUGACGGCGGCGGCAUGGAGUUCCCCGAGCACGGCGGGCGGCUGCUGGGCCGCCUGAGGCAGCAGCGCGAGCUGGGCUUCCUGUGCGACUGCACCGUGCUGGUGGGCGACGCGCGCUUCCCGGCCCACCGCGCCGUGCUGGCCGCGUGCAGCGUCUACUUCCAUCUCUUCUACAGGGACCGGCCCGCGGGCAGCCGCGACACGGUGCGGCUCAACGGCGACAUCGUCACGGCGCCCGCCUUCGGCCGUCUGCUGGACUUCAUGUACGAGGGCCGCCUGGACCUGCGCAGCCUGCCUGUCGAGGACGUGCUGGCCGCCGCCAGCUACCUGCACAUGUAUGACAUCGUCAAGGUCUGCAAGGGCAGGCUCAGGGACAAGGACCGAAAGCUGGACCUUGAGACCCCAGCCCCUCGCGCGGAGCGACCUGGUCAGCCACCAUGUCCCUGGCCUGCCUGGACUCCUGACCUCUGCCCAGCUGCCCAGAAGACCAAGCUCCCCCAGGUUGGGGUCAAGGCUGCCCUCCCUCUGCGAGCAUCCGGGCCUCCUCCCUGGCAGGCCCCAGAAGAGUCAGACCAGGCCCUGGACCUGUCCCUUAAGCCUGGCCAAAGGCAGGAGGUGGUCCACCCCCCCUGCAUCCUCCAGACACCGCUCUGUGGCCGGCUGCAGCGAGGAGCCCGGCCGCUGGUGAAGGACGAGCAGGACUCACUGUCCGAACAGAACAGCAGCAGCCCCAGGAGCCCCCAGACCCCCCUGAAGCCACCCUGUGUUCCUGCAGCCGAGGGCCUGAGAGUGGGCUUGGAGCCACUGCCCGUCAGUGGCAGCCGGGAGCUGGAGCUGGAUGCAGGGCGGGUGGUGAGUGAAGGUGAGCUGGGGCCUGGUGGGCACCUCUGCAUCUGCCCACUGUGUAGCAAGCUGUUUCCCAGCUCCCACGUGCUGCAGCUGCACCUCAGCGCCCACUUCCGUGAGCGGGACGGCCCUCGGACCCGGCUCUCGCCCAACGGUGCCAUGCCCACGUGCCCGCUCUGCAGGAAGACCUUCUCGUGCACGUACACGCUGAAGAGGCACGAGCGGACACACUCGGGUGAGAAACCCUACACCUGCAUGCAGUGUGGCAAGAGCUUCCAGUACUCCCACAACCUGAGCCGGCACGCUGUGGUGCACACGCGGGAGAAGCCCCACGCCUGCCGCUGGUGCGAGCGCCGGUUCACGCAGUCUGGGGACCUGUACCGCCACGUCCGCAAGUUCCACUGUGGCCUGGUCAAGUCCUUGCUGGUGUGAUGUGUCCCUGUGGGUCCUGGGGGUGGCGUGGAAGGGAAGGGGCAGGGCAGGUGGGACACUGGAAUGGACCAGGUGGGAGCCUCUGAGGCUGGACUUCUGGACCCACUCUGCGGAAAGCACGCUGCCGCUUCCUGGAACACGGUCUCAGACUCGGGGUGACUUGGGCAGCCUUCCUCCUGCCUUGCCUCCCCUCCCCCCACUCCAGCUCACUCCUGCCCCCAGGCUGUGCCCUGCCCAGUCUGCCACGCCAUCUUCCUCUCACCGUCCCCUCCAGCCAAGUUGCCAGGGUGUCCAGCGGGCACCUGGCUUUUGCCCAGGUCCCUGGGUGUGAGGCGGCACGUUCGUCUUCUGUCCGGGGACGUUCCUUACCCCUUCUCUGUCAUACUGUGGGGGUAUCCUUGAGAGCUUGGCCGCAUGCCAGGUGAAUGAUUCACGCGUCAGAUAAGUUCUUAGUGUGAGUCCCAAUGGGGCGCUCAAAGGGAACAGGCUACUCCUGGUGGGUGGCAGCAGGAACUCCUGCUGGGAAGGCCUAGGGCAGGGAGAGUGCCAGGAGGGGCCAUCUGGGCACAGCUGGUGUCACGGAGGGGGGUGUGCAGCCCCAGCGGGGAUCCCAGACAGCAGGAGUGGAGCCAGCUAGAAGCUGAGUGGCUCCGGAGCUGCCACCACUGGGGUGGGACAUGGAUCCUGACUGCACUGUAACUUUGGGCAGAGAAAGUGGGAAUUUGGAAAUGGCUUCUCUUUAGACCCAGAAAGAGGCUCCCCAAGGUUGCCAGGUGGCCGCUGGGCUGUGCUGCCCUCUCGCCUGAGUGUGGGGCUGGGGCGCCUCUGAGCGUCUCCGGAGGUGGGGGGGGUACGACAGUAGUCCCCAUCCUGAGCUGGGCUCUGUGUGUCACAGGCUGCUGCUAGGCCAGGUGAGCCUGGUCCUGAAGGUCACUCCCGUGCCUGCUAGGUAGGGUCUCUCCGGAGCUGUGAUCGUUUGCAGAGCACUGGGCAGUGGCCACGGGAGGGAGGGGUAGGCGUGCAAGUGGCUUCGGAGUGGGGAGAGGGAGGCUGGCACUCCCGGAACGUGAACAGCAGGCCCUGCAUUUGCAGUGGGUUUGGGUCCCCUGCUCCCCCCACCUACUGGGCGGGUGAGGGGCGGGGAGCCUGGCCCCGGCUUCUGGGGGCCAGCGGGUGUUUCCCCCACACCACCUGAGCUGUCUGCUGUGAUUGGAAGUGGCACAGAGGACAGAGUCUGGCCAAGCCUGAGUUAUUUUCUCUUCUCCGGACACUCGAUGCCAUAUUUCUAUGCCUGCCUCGUCUGGAGCGGGAGGACACUUGGCUGCCGCAGGUGAACCCGUCCGAGGUUCAUUCCCACGUGCCGGACUCCCCAGGUGCGCGGGCAGCGGCCCGGAGCCCAGCGUCUCCCAGUGAUGCUCAGGGUGGGGGGGGCCCCGGCUCUGGCUGUCCUGACUUCGACCCCCGCCUCGGGCAGUGCCAGGGGGACUUCGCACCGGUGUGAUAUGCUCAUGAUCGGGGGUUUCCGUGAGUCUGUGUGUGUGUCCGUGUCUGUCUGUCUGUCUGUCCAGCCCACAGCGGGGCCCAAGCCCUGCACAUGGGCAGGCGCACCUCGGCUGAGCAGGGAGAUGUGGCCCUGCCACCGCCGUGGUUCUCCUCGGGGAAGAACUUCCCUUUCCUGGGCAGGGCAGCCUGCCUCGGGUUAUCAACACUGGAGUCUGUUUUCUGCGCAGUUACUGUGAAGUUAACGUAGAGAGAAGUGGUUGCUUUUAAUUUAGUAACCGACACGGUUCAGAUGAAGCGUGUCCGCGUGCAUGUGUGUGAGACGCUGACCGUGCGGGAGAGCUCGCUGUGUUCUCCCAGCCGGCCCAGCCCCCUGCCCAGGUCUCGCUGCUGCUCUGCCCCUGGGGGUCGGAGGGUGGCUCCAGUGACCCCAGAGGACAGUUGUCUGUGCUUAGCGUUUGUCGGGAAGGUCUUAUUUGCACGGACCCACCUGCUGUAGCCGGGACAGUCAUGGAAGUGAGUGCUGUCUUCCUAUUUUCACGUCGUGACAACAGUGGAAAUAAAGCCCACCCCAGGUGGAGA
This is a messenger RNA of Propithecus coquereli (Coquerel's sifaka), 3419 nucleotides long. RefSeq names its product zinc finger and BTB domain containing 42 (gene ZBTB42). Gene Ontology annotation, molecular function: DNA-binding transcription factor activity, RNA polymerase II-specific; RNA polymerase II cis-regulatory region sequence-specific DNA binding; protein binding. The record is from RefSeq and is a predicted model, not a curated record. Gene Ontology annotation, cellular component: nucleus. NCBI's taxonomy places the organism in Eukaryota, Metazoa, Chordata, Mammalia, Primates, Indriidae. Gene Ontology annotation, biological process: regulation of transcription by RNA polymerase II. The coding region runs from base 75 to 1337 and encodes 420 amino acids. The transcript has a single exon.